Messenger RNA from Linum trigynum, 2379 nucleotides. The record is from the annotation of a GenBank genome assembly. NCBI's taxonomy places the organism in Eukaryota, Viridiplantae, Streptophyta, Magnoliopsida, Malpighiales, Linaceae.
CGGGUUAGCAUGAUGAUGGUCAUUUCCAUAUGCAUGUGUUUAUACGAGUUGUGGGUGAGAAGAAAUGUGGGAAACUUAAAGCUCUUAUACCUAAACUAGGUGGCAUAUAAAGUGAUAAGUCGAAGUAUGAUGCUUCAUAUGAAAAUAAAAUGGGAUUGGAGCAGAAUGAUUUAUCCCCUGGUUGUGAAAAUAUAAUAUCAUGAUUCAUGGUGAAGUGGUGUCGGGUUGAUGAAUCUCCAAAAGGAGACUGCAUAUCUAGUUGAGUGCAACAGUGGUCUAUACCUUAAUAUCGAACCUUUGUUUAGCUUGGAUAUAAGACGUGACUAAAAUUGUCCAAUCGAUUUAUAUCGUUGCGUCGGUUUAACAAGCGAUAUGGUUCCACCAGGAUACAAUUAGUUUAUCUCGGUUUAUGUCAGUUUAACAAAAUAUUUAUACUUGAAUUCAACAAAUAACAUCAACAUUUAAAUUUCAAACUAAUGAAAUAAAUAACAAGUUAAAUUUUUUUAAUGGAAUUCAUUAAAUCGAUGCCAUUUUGUUUAAAGCCGAAAUCAAUCAUGACAGUCAUACCAGUGGUAUUCCAACUGGUUUUGUGACCAACAUUGGUUAUACCAUGUUCAAUAAGCCGCCAUUCCAGCGGCGUGACAACCAUGGAUGUUCCUACUUUACUGCCACAUGGAUCCCACUUCAUCUUAGUAAAAAAAAUAAAAUUUUGCAAUGAUUUUGUGGUCGAAAUUUGACUCACUUCUACUGUCACUCCAGGAAUUGGCCAAGUGAAACCACUUCCUAAAGCGUAGUAUAGCGGGUUUAGGUUUAAUUAUCAACCCGAGUCCUAGAUCUGAUGACUACUCAGUGAAUUCUUGUUAUCUAGCAAUGACACUGGCAUGCAAGUCUAAACUAUCAAACUAACAAAGCAAGUAAACUGUUGUAUUCAGGUUAAGAGAGGUCACCCGAAUAUGGUUCCCCCUAGACUGCAGUUAAGCCGGAUUGUAAUUACCAAGUUCAGUUUCUAUGAUAGUUAUACUGCGGAAGGUUCUUAAACAGCCUGAAGUCUCGACUAAAGGUCUUCAGACCCUCUCAAUCUGAGUCUCUAGCGGGCGACUAACCUCCACCGGAGUAAACAGAUUGAGGCCUUAACAAACAAAACCUCCACUACCGGAGUAAAUCCGGUACAGAAUAGUGAGUUGGCUCCUCGACUAAAGUCACCAACUCCCUACCUUCAUUCAAGGAUGCUCUAUCAACCUAGACAGAUAUUCUCAUUCUAGGUUAAAUCAGAAACAACAGGAAUUUGAUCAGGAUUCAAGUCAUUCAAUCAUUCAAACCUCAAUCGAAUAUAAUCAACUCAUAGAAUCAGUACUUGGGUUCAUACAAUCAAACCUAACAUACAAAUCUAGGGUUCUCCAUACCCAGAUGAAUGGGAGAACUACUCCAUGGAGAAAGAGGCAAAAGCAGAAUCAGACGCGGAAUUCAUACUGUGAAGGAUGGAUUCCUGCUCCUGGACGUUGAUCGGCACUUCUUCAAGCUCAAACUGGCCUCCAAUGGUGAUGAAGAUCAAGCUAGGGCACUUGGAGACUCUUGUUCGUCGCUUUCUCUCUCUAGGAAUCGCUCUGUCUCUCUAAAACUCGAAUCCCCUUCUCUUUGGCUGAAAAUCUGCUUAAAAGGGCAUCAGUGGCCAAAGCACGGUCGAGGGCACGGCCGUGUAAUGCCUCAGCCCGCCCGUGCUUUGGCUAGUGUUAAUUACACUAGGAGAAACACGGCCGUGCUUUUGGGAGGACACGGCCGUGCUUUGGUGAAGCACGCUCGUGUUCUAUCUCAACCCUGCCCGUGUUUUGGCCAAUGUUUGCCAAACUCGAAUUAGCUCUCGGCAGUAAAAGCACGGUCUCAGAACACGGCCGUGUAAUGGUUUAGGUGUGCCCGUGUUUUGGCUCAGCUUCACCGAAAUGACUUCCGAAUGCCCCGAAACUCGUGCUUAGCCUUCCCUUUUACACCUGGGACAUGAAACAUGACAAAAUAGCACAACCCGGCAUAAAAUAGGCCAAAAACACACGACUAUGCCCCUCAAACGGAUAAGAACUAGGGGCGCAAAUACGUGCAAUUACAUCAUUAUCAAAUUCCCCCACACUUAACCGUUUGCUUGUCCCCAAGCAAACCUAACUCAAACCAAUGCAACUCUCCAGACCUCUAUAGCAACAAACAAUCCAGAUCGUAGGUAGAGGACUUCCUAGGUCAUUUAGCAGCUUACGAGGUCAACCGACGCACAAGUCAUCUCAUAGCUUCUUCGGCGAGAGCACUAGUAUCGAGUCGGCAUCAUGGCAAAUAGUGAACAGAGGACAAAUGAAUCGUGGAUGAAGAGAUUCUCAAUAACAAAGGAUCAUGGACUCA